Molecule: messenger RNA, 2412 nt
Organism: Phytophthora sojae
Lineage: Eukaryota; Oomycota; Peronosporomycetes; Peronosporales; Peronosporaceae
Exons: 1
Coding region: 91-2313 (740 amino acids)
Biological process (GO): protein dephosphorylation; negative regulation of MAPK cascade
Cellular component (GO): cytoplasm
Molecular function (GO): MAP kinase tyrosine/serine/threonine phosphatase activity; protein tyrosine/threonine phosphatase activity; metal ion binding
Source: RefSeq, a predicted model, not a curated record
CCAGCAGCGCCCGCCCACUCCCUCGCCGGCCACAACCCAACGCCCACGCCCACGCCCGCCACUCUGGUCCCGCAGCUCCCGACCGCCGCCAUGUCCGUGGGCGACGACAGCGCCAGCAGCAGCAAGAACGCGGCGUCGGACGUCGCCAAGGACGAGGCGCCCGACGCAGCCGGCGCGUGCCCCACGGAGGACAGCAGCGAGCCCGUGGCGUCCUCCCCGCCGCCGCGCAAGCGCCUCGUGCGCACGGGCGAGGUCAACUGCCGCUGGCUGUACAACCAGGUGCAGGCGUCGCGCGGCAUGAUCCUCAUCGACACGCGCACGCGCGAGGAGUACGAGGAGGACUCAAUCCCGUCCGCCAUCUCCGUGCCGCCCAUGCAGGGCUGCCGCUCGCUGGACGACGUCGAGGGCGGCCUGCUCGAGGAGCAGCGCUACCUCUUCUCGAGCAAGAAGCGCAAGCUGCGCGACGUCGUGCUGUUCGGGGACGCCGUCAAGAAGAGCUCGGCGGACGACGCCGGCGUGGCCAAGAAUCCCUGCAGCUGGCUGCGCAAGCUCGAGCGCCUCCUCAUCGAGGACGGCCUCGUCACGAGCGUCAAGCUGCUCACCGACGGCUUCCUCACCUUCAAGUACCGCUACCCGUUCUACACGACGUCGGCGCUGCUGGACGAGAUCUCGGGCCAGCUCACGCGCACCAAGAGCGGCACGCACAACCUCAACUACCCGAACGAGAUCCUCGAGGGCUUCCUCUUCCUGGGCAAUAUGUGGCACGCGCAGUCCAAGCAGGUGGUCUCGCACCUGGGCAUCACGCACGUCGUGAACGCCAGCCUGGACGUGGGCAACACCUUCGAGAGCGACGGUGUCAAGUACCUGAACGUCACCAUCAAGGACCGCCCCGAGGCCGACAUCAGCUCGUACUUCGACGCGGCGUACAGGUUCAUCGAGUCCGCCAAGCGCACGCAGCACGGCCGCGUCCUGGUGCACUGCACACAGGGCAUCUCGCGCUCGGCCACCCUCGUCAUCAUGUAUUUAAUGCGCGCCAACAACUGGUCUCUCGUCACGGCCGUGAAUUUUGCGAUGGCCAGUCGCGGCGUCGUGUACCCGAACCAAGGUUUCAUCAAGUCUCUGAUGGUGGAGGAGUUCCGGCUCUACAAGGGCAACAGCAUCACAUCGGACGAGGUGGACAACAUGCUGCAGAACUUGAUUCCCGAUCGACCGGUUCCUCUGCAGGUGCACUCCAACAAGACGGAGAACUGCUCGCGCUGCCGCAAGAUGUUCUCGUUGCUGGAGUGGAAACACAAGUGUAGCUACUGCCGUAAGGCUUUCUGCAGCAAGUGCACCAGCACUCGACUGGCCAACCCCGAGCGCGAAAAGACCGCAGCUAGCAAAGGCGAAGUGGAUGAACAGCGGCCGCGACGCGUGUGCCAGGUGUGUGUGAGCAGGUUAUGGCAGAUUAAUUUGCCGCGGUCGCGCAAGGGGCUUCAGCCGCGCGUGCAGCGUUGCAAGCACCUGAACGUGAACAGUUUGUCCACCUUCGGUCGGACGGUGUGCAUCUCGUAUUUCGAAGGGACGGAAGCGCAGGUGAUUAUGGACGUGCUCAAGAUUCGGUUUGGCGUCAAGGAGAACCAGAUUAUUGACAUCUCGAGGGAAGACGGCGAGCCGAUUCGCACUGUGGAGGAGAUUGCAGAGCUGCCGGACGAAGCUGAGGUGUUUGUCUCGGUCGGAAAAGCGGGAAAUAUUCAGGAGUACAGCCAGCGAGGAACGAAGCCGCAGCAACCGCCUGCCAACUCUAGAUAUGCCAACAGCAACCACCGGCAGCCGUACACGCGCCAUCAGCAGCAGGAACGUACACGUCAACAAUGUCGACGAGACCUGCAGUCGCCCCGUGAGCGAAUUUUCCGUGAGCGCAGCUCAUCUGAAGGAAUCGUCGAUACCCUGCAGCAGAUCGAGACUUAUGGUCGUCAUCCCGACGCACCUCGCACGCGGUCUUUCCAAAUGGACAACACUAACGUGGAGACGCCUGCAACGACACCCCCCGUCGUCGAGGACCCUGAGGUUGCUGAGCGCAAAUUUCGCGAGCUGUGGAAGCUUUCGUUCCCGUCGAUGGGGCUCAUCGAGCGCGGCGCUCUGCUCAAGAUCAAGCGGCCCGAGAUCCUCAUGGACGUCAUGCUGGGCAUGAGCAGCCUCUCGUGCGGCGCGCUCACUCUACAGGAAUUCAGCCAGCGACUCAUCGAACUGGGCUACGCUGACUCAGACCGACAGGCAGUGAUUGCACUGCUGGACACGGCUCGCCGAGCCACUGGGCGGGUGGUCGGUUGAUCAUCGCUGACAAAGCUAUACACUAGAAAAAACAACGCACACGUAUUCAAGAGCCUCGGUAGGAUAAGUAAUUUAUUGAACUUGCUUCGUUCGCUUCUC